Hippopotamus amphibius kiboko is the source of this 261-nucleotide messenger RNA. RefSeq names its product 40S ribosomal protein S27-like. Lineage: Eukaryota; Metazoa; Chordata; Mammalia; Artiodactyla; Hippopotamidae. Gene Ontology annotation, cellular component: ribosome; cytosolic small ribosomal subunit. Gene Ontology annotation, molecular function: structural constituent of ribosome; RNA binding. The transcript has a single exon. The record is from RefSeq and is a predicted model, not a curated record. Bases 7 to 261 code for a protein of 84 amino acids. Gene Ontology annotation, biological process: ribosomal small subunit assembly; translation.
CAGGAUAUGCCUCUCACAAAGGAUCUCUUUCAUCCUUCUUCAGAAGAAGAGAAGAGGGAACACAAGAGGAAGCCUGUGGUGCAGAGCCCCAAUUCCUACUUCAUGGAUGUGAAAUGCUCGAGAUGCUAUAAAAUCACCACCAUCUUUAGCCCUGCACAAAUGGUAGUUUUGUGUGUUGGCUACUCUACUGUCCUCUGCCAGCCUACAGGAGGAAAAGCAAGGCUUACAGUAGGAUGCUCCUUCAGAUGGAAGCAGCACUAA